AAAAUGAACAAAAACAACAAACAUUAACACUCUUUCCAUCCUAUUUACCCAUAAAACCAGACCAUUGUCUCUACCAAAGGAAACAUCCUUCUACUACAUAUUCAUUCACUUCAAACACUUGUUUUUUUUUAUUAAUCUUCCUAUCAAAUUUCAACCACCAUUUGCAUUUGCAUGUUAUUUUCUUCACUCUCACUUACAUCACUAUCCUUCAUGCAUCAUGCCUCCACUUGGAUUCAAAGUUGCAAUCACUGUCUCUUUCAUUUUUUCCCUAAUUGCUCUACUUCCUAAAUCAGGGAGAAUUGUGAUGUGUGAUGAAAGAAAUGAGAGUUUAGAGGAAAAGAAAAUGGUGAUAGGGUCAAAGCCACCUGUUUGUGUAAACAAGUGCAUGAAUUGUAGGCCUUGCAUGGCUACUGUGGUUGUUAAUAAUCAACCAAAGAAGGGUUUAAAAUCAGUGUACUCUCAUGAGGAACAUGAUAGUUAUUACCUUCUUUCAUGGAAAUGCAGAUGUGGGAAUAAGUUGUUUCAACCAUGACUUAUACAAAGAAUCAGUUUCUGCUUCUAGUUGUCAAUUUUUUUCUUCUCUUUCUUAAUUAGUAGUGGAUGUAGAUAAUUAGUGGUAGC
Cicer arietinum (chickpea) is the source of this 621-nucleotide messenger RNA. The record is from RefSeq and is a predicted model, not a curated record. NCBI's taxonomy places the organism in Eukaryota, Viridiplantae, Streptophyta, Magnoliopsida, Fabales, Fabaceae.